AUGGGUGAGUUAAUCCGAUCACAGCCAGUAUCGUACGGACAGUUGAUAGUCCCGAUGAGUGUCGCUGAGGACACCAUUCAAUUAAUAGGUGAGUUAAACUGUGUUCAGUUUGUUGACUUGAACAGCACGGAGCUAACCUUUAACCGUCGUUUUUGCAAUGAGUUAAAGCGCUGUGAUGAGUUAGAGCGCAAGAUGCGAUACUUCAACGAGAUGAUAACAAAAGAAGAAUCUCGGGAGGACAUGGGUGGUCUGAAGUUUCAGCGCAAGUCGGAGAUCUAUGACGCCGACAAAGAGUCCACCGAGAAUUUAGAGUUACGGUUAGAGUCUUUAGAAAAGGAUUUGAAGCAGAUUGAGACUGACUGUGCUGCAACAGAGAAUGACUUAGAGAAGAUAGAAGAAGGACUUUUAGUAUCGAACAACAUCGAUUCAUUGUUUGAAAACAUGGACGAUGUCAAUGUAGGUGGAUUGAAGUAUGUCAUAGGAGUUAUAGAGAAGUCCAAAUAUGACUCUGUCCAACGACUUAUAUGGCGAAUCUCUCGAGGACUUGUUUUGAUAAAGUCGAAAGAUUUAUCCGACAACUCGCAUUUGCGAAACUUCUUAGUCUUAUUCCAAGGCGAUGAUUUAGAAAUCAAAAUCAACAAGUCGUGUCAAUCGUUAGGUGUUCGGUUGUACACUAGAGUUCCUAUCGACCAACAAGAACGUCGAAAUUUUGUCGAAGAGGCUUUGAGUAACAAGCAACAGUUGUCCUCAGUCUUUGAGAGUUCGACAAAACAAAAGCGAGAGAUGUUAAAGAAAGUGGCGAUUAAGUUAGAAGAUUGGAAAGAGACGGUGACUCGCGAGAAGUUGAUCUUCUUCACAUUAAAUAUGUUUAAAGUCGAGAAGGGACAGACAUUGAUUGGAGAGUGUUGGUAUCCCUCUGCCCGAUUUGAUGAUAUCAUCCAGAAGCUUGGGCAGUUGGAUCAAAGUAACAUGUCACCUAUUUUAUCACCAAUUGCUCCUCCACCUCGAGCUGUCAUUCCAACAUACACUAAGAACAAUUCAUUCACACAAACAUUUCAAGAUCUAACGGAUUCAUAUGGUACACCACGAUAUGGGGAGAUCAAUACCGCGUGGUUGAAUAUAGUAACAUUCCCAUGGCUCUUUGGUGUGAUGUUUUCUGAUGCUGGCCAUGGCUUAUUCAUCUUCUUGUUAGGCUUAGCCUUCAUCAUCUUUGCGAAGAAGUUACAAGGGAAAGAGAUGAAUGAUAUCUUUGUGAUGUUAUUUGAUGCGCGAUACUUAUUAUUACUGAUGGGGUGUUAUGCGAUGUAUUGUGGCUGUGUCUUCAAUGAGUUCUUUGGGUUUUCAAUUGACUUAUUUGGGACUGGUUGGGAUGUCCGUAAUGAAGAGAAGAAGGUAUAUGAGCGAUCUGAUAGUGGGAAGAUCUAUUACUUUGGUGUUGAUCCCAUUUGGAAAGCUUCGAACAAUGAGUUGUACUAUGUGAAUUCCUUAAAGAUGAAAUUGUCGAUCUUAAUUGGUGUCUUCCACAUGAUCUUUGGUAUUAUAUUAUCAGUCUUUAAUUAUAUUCAUGCGAAGAAAUUGAUCAAUGUCUGGUUCCAUUGGAUUCCAGAGAUGAUCUUUAUGGUGUGUUCCUUCGGCUAUUUAUGUUUCUUAAUCAUCUUCAAGUGGUGUGCCCCUGUUCAAGAAGGUGCUCCGAUGUUAACAAAUGUGUUCUUAGAGAUGUUCCAGAACUUUGGUGUUGUUACUGAAGCCAAUAAGAUAUACAGUGGACAAGCUAUAAUCGAGCCGAUAUUAUUAGCUCUAGUAGUUGUUUCUAUACUUAUAAUGUUCAUCCCAAAGCCAAUCAUCCUUUACAUGCGACUUAGAAAGCAACAGAAAGCGCAUAUAGAGAACAAACCAUUACUUAAUGACAAUCCAAAUUCGACAAAUACCGUCGAUGAAGUCCCGAUGGUAGAUGAGAGUGUCAUUCCACAAGUUGCUGAUGAGUCUGAUGGGUUAAUUAGUGAUGGAAAAGAUAUGAAGAAGGAAGAUGUCGAAGAAGAGGACAAUGAAGAAGGAAAUUCGUUAAUGGAGAUCAUCAUUUUCAAUUCAAUUCAUGGCAUCGAAUUCAUUCUUGGCUGUAUUUCAAAUACAGCUUCUUAUUUAAGACUUUGGGCUUUGUCACUUGCACACGCAGAACUGAGUUCUGUCUUCCUUGAGAAUGUGUUCUAUUUGUUACUCGAAAUGAAGAUUUGCGUCACCAUUUUCGUCGGAUUUGGCGCUUGGGCUAUGAUCACGUUGGCCAUUUUGAUCGGGAUGGAAUCCCUCUCCGCCUUCUUACACACACUCAGAUUACAUUGGAUCGAAUUCCAGAAUAAGUUCUACGUCGGUGACGGUGUCGCGUUCAUGCCACUUAAGUUGGAGCCGAGAAAGACCUUCUUCGAUAAGGUCGACUACACUGAACAGAAGUAA
Entamoeba invadens IP1 is the source of this 2448-nucleotide messenger RNA. RefSeq names its product vacuolar ATP synthase 98 kDa subunit, putative. Gene Ontology annotation, cellular component: vacuolar proton-transporting V-type ATPase, V0 domain; vacuolar proton-transporting V-type ATPase complex. The record is from RefSeq and is a predicted model, not a curated record. Gene Ontology annotation, molecular function: ATPase binding; proton-transporting ATPase activity, rotational mechanism. NCBI's taxonomy places the organism in Eukaryota, Evosea, Mastigamoebida, Endamoebidae. The transcript has a single exon. Bases 1 to 2448 code for a protein of 815 amino acids. Gene Ontology annotation, biological process: vacuolar acidification; proton transmembrane transport.